Messenger RNA from Sinocyclocheilus grahami, 351 nucleotides. RefSeq names its product rap1 GTPase-activating protein 2-like. Gene Ontology annotation, molecular function: GTPase regulator activity. Lineage: Eukaryota; Metazoa; Chordata; Actinopteri; Cypriniformes; Cyprinidae. The record is from RefSeq and is a predicted model, not a curated record. The transcript is spliced from 6 exons. Bases 49 to 351 code for a protein of 100 amino acids.
CAUGCCUGGUUAGCAUAUUUCUGUGGCUGUCUGUAAUAAACACUUACCAUGGAGGGGAGAAACGAGAAGUUGUUCUCCAGGAAAAGAAGUUUCACAUUCGGAGCUUACGGAGGGAUUGACAAGUUCAUCACUGGAAAUGAGAGCAGCUGUGCAGAAUCUGUGGGUCACAGCAUACUGGAUAUUUUGGAUUCCCCCUCCAGUGAGGCUAAGCCACUCACUUCUGCACCGUCCAGUCAGAAGGUCACAGAGUUGUUUGCAAUCAUUGAAAAGCUACAAGGUAGCAGAUUGGAUGAACAGCGUUGUGAGUUCCCACCACCUCUGAGGUCUAUUCCCACCACAGAAUACUUUUAA